ACAACCUCUCCCUGCCCGCCCACUCUUCCGCCCAUUGGCCGCCGUAUUCUAUCACUCUCCUGUCCAUUGGCCGCGGCCGCGCCCACUCUCCUGCUCAUAAAUCGCAGCUUCCAGUCACAGUUACAUCCAGCCCCGCCCUCUCUCCCUCUCAUAGGCCGCAAUGCCCCGUCACUCAACUAGCUCCAGUUCCGCCCACAGCACGCAGAUUCCUGUCACUCAGCCAUCAUUAGCCCCGCCUACUCUCUGUGUCCGGCUCCCUGUUACGUCAUUAUCAGAGCUCAGACUCAUUCCCACACAAGGCAGCAGGAGCAGAGAGCAGCCAUUGCUGUGUCUGGCAGCAGGAGGGGGAGUAUAUCAAGGAACACAGGGGUCUGUACAAGGACGUGAUGAUGGAGAAUCACCGGCCCCUCACAUCACUGGAUGGACCCAGUAACAGAGAUACCCCAGAGAGAUGUCUCCGUCCUCUGUAUUCCCAGGAUUGUACAGAGGAGAAUCACAGGAUCCCACAGGAGGAUCAGGUAGAACGUCUGUCUGAUAUUAAAACAGAAGAUACAGGGGGAGAAGAAGAGACGUAUGUUACUGAUAUAAAGGCAGAAGAUAUAGAGGAAGAAGAAGAGACGUAUGUGACUGAUAUAAAGGCAGAAGGUAUAGAUGGAGAAGAAGAGACAUAUGUGACUGAUAUAAAGGCAGAAGAUAUAGAGGGAGAAGAAGAGACGUAUGUGACUGUUAUAAAGGCAGAAGAUAUAGAGGGAGAAGAAGAGACGUAUGUGACUGAUAUAAAGGCAGAAGAUGUAGAGGGAGAAGAAGAGACGUGUGUGACUGAUAUAAAGGCAGAAGAUAUAGAGGGAAAAGAAGAGACGUAUGUGACUGAUAUAAAGGCAGAAGAUACAGAAGGAGAAGAAGAGAUGUAUGUGACUGAUAUAAAGGCAGAAGAUAUAGAGGGAAAAGAAGAGACGUAUGUGACUGAUAUAAAGGCAGAAGAUAUAGAGGAAGAAGAAGAGACGUAUGUGACUGAUAUAAAGGCAGAAGAUAUAGAGGGAGAAGAAGAGACGUAUGUGACUGAUAUAAAGGCAGAAGAUAUAGAGGGAGAUGAAGAGACGUAUGUGACUGAUAUAAAGGCAGAAGAUAUAGAGGGAGAAGAAGCGACGUACGUGACUGAUAUAAAGGCAGAAGAUAUAGAGGAAGAAGAAGAGACAUAUGUGACUGAUAUAAAGGUAGAAUAUAUAGAGGGAGAAGAAGAGAUGUAUGUGACUGAUAUAAAGGCAGAAGUUAUAGAGAGAGAAGAAGAGACAUAUGUGACUGAUAUAAAGGCAGAAUAUAUAGAGGGAGAAGAAGAGACGUAUGUGACUGAUAUAAAGGCAGAAGAUAUAGAGGGAGAAGAAGAGACGUAUGUGACUGAUAUGAAGGCAGAAGAUACAGAGGGAGAAGAAGAGACGUAUGUGACUGAUAUGAAGGCAGAAGAUAUAGAGGGAGAAGAAGAGACGUAUGUGACUGAUAUAAAGGCAGAAGAUAUAGAGGGAGAAGAUGAGACGUAUGUGACUGAUAUAAAGGCAGAAGAUAUAGAGGGAGAAGAAGAGACGUAUGUGAGGGGUGAUCAGCAGUGUAAGGAGGAGGAGAUCCCUACAGAUAUCAGCACAGCAGAUGGACACACAAGCAGGAAUAUCUCAGAAGGACAUCUUAUGUUAUCCCCGGAUUGUGACAUAAAAGAUAAUGACAGUAGACAGGAUUCUCCUGGAGCUAACCCCAUUACCCCAAUUAUACAUCCAGCUCUAUCAGCUGGUCCCCCUGAUCCUGGGGAAUGUUCUCCUGAUCACUCUGAUAUUGGUGCAUCUGUUACAGCUCUGACAGUAGAUACAGUGUUUCCGUGUUCUAUAGAUGCCAAAUGUUUUACACAGAACACAAACCUUAUUACCCAUCAGACAGGUAAGGCAGGUGAGAGGCCACUGAUAUGUUCAGAGUGUGUGAAAUGUUUUACAUGCAAAUCAGAUCUUAUUAGACAUCAGAGAAGUCACACAGCUGAGAGGCCAUUUCUAUGUUCUGAAUGUGGGAAAUGUUUUGCACGGAAAUCAGUUCUUGUUAGACAUCAGAGAAGUCACACAGGUGAGAGGCCAUUUCCAUGUUCUGAGUGUGGGAAAUGUUUUGCACACAAAUCAGAUCUUGAUAAACAUCAGAGACAUCACACAGGUGAGAAGCCAUUUCCAUGUUCUGUGUGUGGGAAAUGUUUUGCACACAAAUCAGAUCUGGUUAAACAUCAGCGAAGUCACACAGGUGAGAGGCCAUUUCUAUGUUCUGAUUGUGGGAAAUGUUUUGCACACAAAUCAUAUAUUGUUAUACAUCAGAGAAGUCACACAGGUGAGAAGCCAUUUUCAUGUUCUGAGUGUGGGAAAUGUUUUGCACACAAAUCAGAUCUUGUUAAACAUCAGAGAAGUCACACAGGUGAGAAGCAAUUUCCAUGUUCUGAGUGUGGGAAAUGUUUUGCACACAAAUCAGAUCUUGUGAUACAUCAGCGAAGUCACACAGGUGAGAAGCCAUUUCCAUGUUCUGAGUGUGGAAAAUGUUUUGCACACAAAUCAGAUCUUGUUAUACAUCAGAGAAGUCAUACAGGUGAGAAGCCAUUUCCAUGUUCUGAGUGUGGGAAAUGUUUUGCAAACAAAUUACAUCUUGUUAGACAUAAUAGAAUUCACACAGGUGAGAGGCCAUUUUCUUGCUCUGAGUGUGGGAAAUGCUUUAUCCAGAAAUCACAUCUUGUUAUACAUCAAAGAAGUCAUACAGGUGAAAAUCCAUUUCCGUGUUCUGAGUGUUGGAAAUGUUUUGCACACAAAUCAGAUCUUGUUAUACAUCAAAGAAGUCACACAGGUGAGAGGCCAUUUUCUUGUUCUGAGUGUGGGAAAUGUUUUAUCCAGAAAUCACAUCUUGUUAUACAUCAAAGAAGUCACACAGGUGAGAAUCUAUUUCCAUGUUCUGAGUGUGGGAAAUGUUUUGCACACAAAUCAGGUCUUGUUACACAUCAGAGAAGUCACACAGGUGAGAAGCCAUUUCUAUGUUCUGAGUGUGGGAAAUGUUGUUUAAGUAAAUCACAUCUUGUUAUACAUUAUAGAAGUCACACAGGUGAGAAGCCAUUUCCAUGUUCUGAGUGUGAGAAAUGUUUUGCACACAAAUCAGAUCUUGUUAAACAUCAGAGAAGUCACACAGGUGAGAGGCCAUUUCCAUGUUAUGAGUGUGGGAAAUGUUUUACAUACAAAUCACAUCUUGUUAUACAUCAGAAAACUCACACAGGUGAGAAACCAUUUCCAUGUUCUGAGUGUGGGAAAGGUUUUACAAACAAAUCGCAUCUUGUUAGACAUCAGAGAAGUCACACAGGUGAGAAGCCAUUUCCAUAUUCUGAGUGUGGGAAAUGUUUUGCACACAAAUCACAUCUUGUUAUACAUCAGAGAAGUCACACAGGUGAGAAGCCAUUUUCUUGCUAUGAGUGUGGGAAAUGUUUUACAUGGAAAUCACAACUUGUUACACAUCAGCGAAGUCACAAGUGAGAAGCCAUUUCCAUGUUUUGUGUGUAAGAAAUGUAUUGCACACAAAUCAGAUCUCCUUAAACAUGAGAGCAGUCACACAGGUGAGAAGCCGUUUUCUUGCUAUGAGUGCAGGAUAUGUUUUACACAAAUCACAUCUUGUUACACAUCGGAGAAGUCACACAGGUGAGAAUCCAUUUCCAUGUUCUGAGAUUGGGAAAUGUUUUGCACACAGAUCUCAGACAUAACAGAAGUCACACAGGUGAGAAGCCAUUUUCUUGCUCUGAGUGUGAAAUGUUUUACACAGAAAUCACAACUUGUUACACUUCAGCGAAGUCACACAGGUGAGAAGCCAUUUCUAUACUCUGAAAAAUAAAUCAGCACAAUAGACAUCUUUCAGGUGAGGAACCAUUAUAAUCUUCUGGAGUAUACUCAUUGCCAUGCAUUGUUCUUCAAGGUUCUUAUCCUAUAUCCUAUGCUUUUUGCAAUAUACAUGCUACUGCCAGGUGAAAUAAUCAGAUGGCUGCCCUCAUCUAUCACUGCUAUGCAGAUUACCUGCCCCAUUACUUCCAUCUGCAGAUGAAGGACUGUUACCAGCAGUACCAAGAAUCCCCAAGCAAUUCUGAGAUGUCAGGGGGAGACAGGGUUGGUGGCACUAGUGCUGUAGCGGGGGCUGCCGGAGGCACUGUCUGUGGGUAAAAUUGUCCCCAAGUAGUGCUGAGGUGGAAGAGGGGGUACACAGGGUGGCUGGCAGUAGUGGAGACGGUGGCAAUAGUGGGGAAGGACAAGGCGGUUAGCAGUAUUGGGGGAAAGACUCGUUGGGGGGAGAUAGGGCUGGUGGUGGUAGUGGGGGGAGACAGGGUGGAUGGCCGCAGUGCAGUACCAAGGGAUGCUGGAAGCAGUAAAGAGGUGUAUGGAUCCCACACAGAAUCAGCUGAUAAUUAGACUUGAUGAUGAUUAUGUGUCCUUAUUUCUAAUUAAUCCCUCAUAUGUGUUAUUGUUAUUUGCUGUGUCAACCUUUAUGUUGGUUCUGUGUAAUAAUCCUGGAAGUAGUGCUGCUACCGAUCUCAUAUCAUUUAUAGUCACUUGGAAAAGAUGAGAUAUGAGGUGCACUCUGGAAGCUUAUAGGGGGUUAAAGAUGAACGCACAUGUGACAUCACGCAGCCCCCCGGAAAAUGGUCCUGGUCCGCCUGCAUUCGCCCCUCAAGUAUGCGGCCGCAAUGUGCGUGUUCGCAUGGCUGACGCACAUGUGCAUUUUGCCAACACCAGCAAAUUGCUGUGGCCCACUAUUGCGGUUGGGCCUGAAUGACCCCCAUAGGCUUUUGGCUCUCCUGAUAUGUAUCUGUUUUACUUACCUGCAAUACUAACCCGUAACAUGACUUAUUUCUGUGCUUUAAAGGAUAUUUUAUCCAUGUGCAGAGUAAUGUAUUUUUUAAGUUUAAAAUAUAGACAAAA
Messenger RNA from Pseudophryne corroboree (corroboree frog), 4961 nucleotides. RefSeq names its product zinc finger protein 271-like. NCBI's taxonomy places the organism in Eukaryota, Metazoa, Chordata, Amphibia, Anura, Myobatrachidae. The record is from RefSeq and is a predicted model, not a curated record. Bases 387 to 3530 code for a protein of 1047 amino acids. The transcript is spliced from 5 exons. Gene Ontology annotation, biological process: regulation of transcription by RNA polymerase II. Gene Ontology annotation, molecular function: RNA polymerase II cis-regulatory region sequence-specific DNA binding; DNA-binding transcription factor activity.